UGAGUUGUUAUCGGAAUUUGCCAAAUUUUUGGGCAGCAACGGGAAGUAUAAAACUUGUGCCCCAAAUCAGACUCAUUCAUUCGGUUGAAAGACUCGUAGUUUUGAACAUUCAUCUAUACAGAGAAGCCAUCGUAUCCAAAAAAUCCGCUCAAGAUGAAAACCUUCAUUCUACUUGCUUUCCUGAUUGCCGCAGCUGCCGCUCAGGCUUGUGUCCGUGACGAUACCGAUGGACGCCCGGCAUGCAAUGCUGCAGAGGUGACACAGGGUCGAUGGAGGAACCAUUGGGACCCUACCGCUUACUGGCAGUGCACAACCGCAGGACAAGCCGCCGCUGCCGUGCGAUGCCCGACCGAAGGUAUGUUCGAUCCAAUCUCCUUGCAAUGCAUCAACUGGUUCGACUGGGUCUGGCAGCCAACCUGCAAACCACCAAGUGCACUGUAAGCGUUAAUUAUGUUCUCGGCAAUAAUAAAGUGUUUUAAUUGAAA
Topomyia yanbarensis is the source of this 485-nucleotide messenger RNA. RefSeq lists its product as uncharacterized. The transcript has 2 exons. Lineage: Eukaryota; Metazoa; Arthropoda; Insecta; Diptera; Culicidae. The record is from RefSeq and is a predicted model, not a curated record. Gene Ontology annotation, molecular function: chitin binding. Bases 154 to 441 code for a protein of 95 amino acids.